Geodia barretti is the source of this 5415-nucleotide messenger RNA. Lineage: Eukaryota; Metazoa; Porifera; Demospongiae; Tetractinellida; Geodiidae. The record is from the annotation of a GenBank genome assembly.
GCGCAUGCGUGCGGGAUUUGUAUGCGCAUGGAUGGAGGAGUUCAAGUGUUGUAAGAUGACUUCCAACUUCACCGCCUUUCUCAUCAUCUGUUUACUCGUAGGAGUUAAAAGCUAUGAAGAGUGUGCAGAAAAUGGAGCUCUUCAACUGCACAAUGCUAACAUAAGUGGAGUACUAAGUAUAUGCUACAACUCCACUUGGAGACUUGUGUGUGAUGAUGAGUGGGAUACUUUUGAUGCUGAGUUUGUUUGCAAACAACUUGGCUUGGAAUAUGAAGACGAAACACCAAAAGGCUGUCCAGCUAGAGGUUUAAAUGUGACUGGGUCGUUCCUGAUGAAUCGUGUAAUGUGCUUGGGAACAGAAGACUCUCUAUUGAUGUGUGAACAUUCGCAUGAUGUCACAGACUGCGUCGAUGAAGAAGCUGUAGUUGUGGAAUGCAAAGAUGUGUGCAACUGUGCAGAAAUGGCUGAAUGUGUCAACAAUAAUGGCAAUUACAGCUGCAUAUGCAAACACGGCUACAGUGGAAACGGAACCGUUUGCAAAGAUAUCAAUGAGUGUGUUCUGGAGAUUCACAACUGUGCAGAAGAUGCUAAAUGUAUCAAUACUCCAGGCAGUUUCUCGUGCAUGUGCAAGUAUGGCUAUGUCGGCAAUGGAACUCAUUGUGAAUCAUGUGACCCUGAUAAUUCUCCAAUUGGUUUUACUGGAAAUGGAACUUACUGCGAAGAUAUUGAUGAGUGUGAUCUAGGCACUCACAACUGUGAUGAAAACGCCAACUGCACCAAUGUUCCUGGCAGUUUCUUGUGUGUGUGCAACAACGGAUAUGUUGGUGAUGGAACCUUUUGUAUAGAUUCACUUAUUCGUCUGGCUGGUAAUGCGACAUCUGGCUUUGUUGAGGUGUAUUACAACGGUGAAUGGAGAUCAGUAUGUGAUGAUUACUGGUCAUAUAACGAUGCUAAUGUGGCAUGUGGACAACUUGGAUUCUUGCCGUUUUGUGCUGAUGCAACUACAAAGGGGAGUUUUAAACCUGGGGAACCAGCAAAAUACUGGCUGGACGACGUUCAGUGCUUAGGGGAUGAGAAGUCUUUGUUUGACUGUCCACAUAAUAAGGUGGCAACCCACAAUUGUGGCCCAAAAGAGAGAGCUGGAGUUCACUGUCUCACUGAGGAUGACAUUGGUAUACGUCUGAUGGUCAACGAUACCUCCGGGAUCAUUGAAGUGAGGAUUAGGGGUGAAUGGAGGGCAGUGUGUGAUAAUGCUUGGAGUGAUGUAGACGCAAAGGUGGCAUGCAGAGAACUUGGAUUCCCAUUUGAUGAUGCCAAAGCAAGUACAGGUGGACAUGGAGAAGGGGUCUAUUGGCUGAAUCGCGUGAAAUGUGAAGGACACGAGGAAUCCUUGUUUGCCUGCUCACAUUCGGGGAAAGGAGUUCAUAACUGUGGUCCAAAUAAAAGAGCUGGAGUCAUUUGUGAAGCCUCAUCAACUUCAAUUCAACUCCGUCAGCGCAAACAAGUUUCCACUGAUGGAGAGUGUGAAGUGGGAUCAACUAGACUAGUGAGAGAGGAUUUUUCAUCUUGGAGAGUUGGUGAAGGUUUUGUAGAGAUUUGUGUGAUGGGUCGGUGGAGGGCUGUUUGUGAUGAUGGAUGGGAUAUGAAUGCCACAAUGGUUGUCUGCAGAGAACAUGGCAUGCUCACUGAAGAGACUGUCCCAAUUAGGAGGCGAUACCAGUCCCGGAAUGUCUCGUUGGUCCACUACUGGCUGGAUGACAUACAGUGCAAUGGAGACGAGGAAUCACUGUUAGACUGUCAACACGCAGCUCUAGGUUCUCAUGACUGUGGAUACAACGAUAGAGCCAGUGUUGCAUGUCAAGGCAGUGCAGGGAAUGAGACAGUGGCUGUGAAGGGCACAAAAAUUGUUGGAGAUCAUAAACAUGGAUAUGAAGAUAUUACAGAUUAUGCAAUAGGAGGUGUUGCUAAUGUUGUGGGGGAUGAGAUCAGUGGCACUGUCCUAUUCAAACCAGUUCAAGUCGAGGACGGCACUGUUUUUAUGGUGGACGUGGACAUAUUGGGACUAGAUGCCAGAGAAAGGUACACCUGGGGUAUUCACAAUGGUACAGGAGACAUGACAUGUGAAGAGGAUGUUGAAAUCUAUGAUCCUACCAGUGCAAUAGCCAAAAGUUGCAACUAUAAGAAAGACUGUAAUAUGGACUCUCCUGAAAAAUGUGCAGUGGGUGACUAUUCGGGUCGUUUUGGGACACUGGAUGGCAGUGGGAGAAAGCGAGUUAACACUACAGGAUAUGUUGGACUCAAGAUGCUGCUGCGUAGCAAUUUUUCCAUGUUUAUCAGAGGCGGAGGGAGGAAAAUAUGCGAAAAAAUUGCUCCAGAUUAUGAGUGUGACGAGGGAGAUAUUGUCAUGACGUUCGUUGCAAAUGUGCUAUUGAUGGGACCAAUUGAGAUCUGUGUGCACCGAAAAUGGCACAGAGUGUGUGAUUCAAACUGGUCCCGGAGUGAUGCUGUUGUUGCCUGCAGACAGCUCGGCUUGGAUACAUCUGAUCGUGUUCAGGCAGUGUAUUUCAAUGAAGCUGAAGUCCUACCUACAGAGGUUGAGAGGAACGUGACAGAUGGUUUCGAAUGCAGUGGAAAUGAGAGCUUCAGUGGAGGCUGUGAGCAGAACAAGACUUCUAGACCUCGAGGGAAGUAUGAGAAGAUUGUUGGUGUCCUCUGUCCAGAGAUAUGAGAAAUUUUGGCUAUGGUGCAUUGCAUUUAUGUAUGUAUGGUUAUAAUCUUGGUAGACCUCUUAUAGUACACUCUUCGUCCCUUGAUAUUCCCCAAACAUGUGUGCAUAAUAUCUUUUCCCCCAAACACCUGUGAUCUGGUCACUGUCGUGUACACCGAGAUUACUGCAUGCGACCCCGCAAAUAGCGCAUGCGCGCUGUGGGAAGGUGCGUAACCACACCCCUUUCCAGUGGAUACACAUCGAAUUGUGUGAUCUUGAUUGUCGUCGGUGAUCGCCAUGUUCACAUUACAGUCGCUGCAAGGGAAGGGUCCCGGUCUCUACGUACGGUGCCUAUUCCUAUGUAGCUUGUCCACCUUUGCCAUAUCAGGCGGAGGAGCUGUCCGGGACCUGUACGACAGGUUUUACCUCACUCUCACAGACAGCAUUCCCUGUUUCAGACUCACCAAUGCUGACAGUCAGAUCGGCUGCUCAGGAUCGGACACCAACACUCGUGGGGUGGUCCACUAUGUGCAGAGCCAGAGUGACCUGGAGUGGCUGCUCCAUCACAGCCCUCACCCUCCCUACAUUGCUCUCAUGGAGCCUGCCCCCUUCACCAGUGUCAAUGUUCCCCGGCUGAGGGACUCUAGCAGAGUCAACGGAAUCCUACUGAAAUAUGACAGCAGAAACACUCAUCCAGACGACGUGGAGUUCUUUUCAGCCGAGCGCAAGUGUCCCAACAAAGACUUUGGAGUUGAUAGCUGCAAUGAUAGCUCACCCUGGAAUCCGUACACUAAUGGUACCAGUCUGUCAUUCAGUGAUUUUGGAGACUUCCCCAUUUUUGCCGUUACCAAUGAUACCUUCAUGGAGGUUCUUGAGUGUUUCCAGAGCCACAACGCAGGGGGAGACGGUGGGAUCAUAGACUAUCCUCUCUGUGCUGCUGAGAUGGUGGCCGACAUGCUCACUGCCAAGAACACCGAGACAUGCUUCCGCAGAGCGAAGCUGCUGACGUUGCAGGUAAACGGUGUGGAGUUGUGCGAUCCUCUGGGGGAUAAGAACGUGUGGGGCUCCAUCUUUGAGCUGAACGAAGAGAGACUGGGGCAAAAGGCCAUAUUGCUGGCCACCAAGUUGGACAGCAUUGCCUUCUUCCCGUACCUGUCGUGGGGAGCCAACAACGAGCUGGCCGGUGUCGCCACACUCAUGGCCGUCCUGGAGACCAUCGGGAAUCUCAGACGAGAAGGUACGCUGCUGAGUCUGGAGCACCCAAUCCUCUAUUCCUUCUUCCAUGGAGAGAGCUGGGACUACAUCGGGUCCUCCAGAAUGGUCUAUGACAUGGAGAGAAACAAUUUCCCUGAGAAUUUUGGGCCAAAGUUCAGUCAUGACUCCAUCAUGGACUAUCUGGAGCUCACCAACCUCGGUCUCUUUGAUAAUGAACGCCCCGUUACCUACUACCACAACAAAACUUCGUCAGUGCUGCUGAGCAGACUGGUGGCCAUAUCCUCUGAGACACACACAGGCAUGACUCUGGCUCCCAGCGACCGAGUUGACCUGCCAGUUGCAUCUCUGCAGAGGUUUCUGCGACGGAAUUCCACAUUUUCUGGAGCUAUCCUGAGUGAUUUUAAUGAAGAGUUUCGCAGCAAGUUCUACGGCAGUCGAUACGAUAAUGAGGGCAUUUUCAACCAAAAUGGGAGCAACCUGAGCACAGUCUCUCGUCAGCUGGCUAAUCUUGCCACCUCCAUUACAUGGGCACUACUGGACGUGGCCGGGGCAAACUUUUCAGACGGCAACAACGACACGUACAAGGCAGACGCAAACACCAUUAACGACAUCCUGGAGUGUUUCCUGGUGAACACGGACUGUGACACCUUCAAGAGAGUCCUCACUCAGAGUCAGGCCAACGAACUAGAGAACAGGCCGCUGCACCGCUAUGUCACGGUGGACACUACCACCAACUCUGAGACAAUCAUAACGUACGCCCUGGCCGCUGACUUCACCGGAGUGUACAUCAAUGGAUCUGGUGACAUCGUCAACGACUCGAUUCCCUGCGGCCAAUGCUCUAGUAUCGCCAGCCAGCUGAGCGAGGACAACAGCCAAGUGACCGUGCUGCAGCAGUAUGUGAAUGGGAGCGACAACAUGUGCUUCUGUGUCAAGUCUUUUGUCCACUAUCACACUGCCGUGUCUCCUGCAUUCGUGGAAAAAGACUACAGCAGUCACGAGUAUUCCACAUGGGUCGAGAGCAGGUGUGUAACUAGAAGUAGGUAUACUAGUUGAAUUGAUAGGCUGUGUUAAUUUGUUUUCUCUCUGUUUGACUCUCUGCAGGUGGCGAUUUAUUAAUUUGAGGAUAUAUCUCGUUACGUACCCACUUCAAGAGGUGGCGUUCUUCUUCUGUGGGCUGGCAAUGAUAUUCAUAGCCCUGUUCCUGGCGGUGCAGGCCACCAGGAAGAGUGACAAGAUAUUUAACACCUACGCAGUAGUCCACUCUCCUAUGAGACUCACCGCAGCCGACCGUGCGGCAUCCAUUGACCUCUCCGACUUCGAGGACUCUGACGUCAGUCCUCCCGACACUAGGGAGAGGUUCAACUCCGGUGGAGCCUCUAACAUUCAGGAGCAGUAAUUCAUUCUCUGUGUCAUGGGGAUGCAGGGAUGUCACAUCAUGAAAAAGGAGGGAACAAGAAGAUGCCUACACUGAGACAGAGUCAUUCAUAACCGUC